CUCCAAAUAUAUAGCAUUGGGGGAAAUUUUGAGCUUUUGCAGAGGAAGUGUCACUUUGUUCUUUACUAGGAACAAAUACUUUUUUUUUCGGUCUUUGAUUUUGUUACAUCUCAAAAAGGACAAACAAUGAAAAUCAGACCACAAGAUCACGUGGUUACCUUUAUUUGGGCAGAAACCAAUACUGUGAGGAACACUUUCAGAAGAGUUCUUCCAAGAAUCAUGAUCACUUUCAUCUUCUUCUUUUGUCUUCUAUACGUUUUUUACUCCCUAAUUUGUUUAAACCCUUCAUUCAAGUCCACCCUUUUACCUUUAGAUACUUUUAUUAGAAUUAACGAAGAAAAACACUCAAACACUAUCCAAAAAGCCCCAGAAAAAACUCAGCUCCACCAUAUUGUUUUUGGCAUUGGAUCAUCACGAGCCACAUGGAGAUAUCGAAAAGAGUACGUAAAAUUAUGGUGGAAGCCGGAUAAAAUGCGAGGAUUUGUAUGGUUAGACAAGCCUAUGAUCAUGUCGAAGAAUCAAAGCACGAGUAAUAAUUCUACUAAUACAAGUACUUCUCUCCCACAAAUCAAGAUUUCAAGUGAUACGUCAAGAUUUAGGUACACGAAUAAAAAAGGCGAUCGAUCGGGGAUUCGUAUAUCCCGAAUCGUAUCGGAAACAUUAAGAGCGGAUUCGGAGAACGUGAGGUGGUUCGUGAUGGGGGACGACGAUACGUUUUUCGUGCCUGAAAAUUUGGUUAGGAUAUUGAGGAAAUAUGAUCAUAACCAAUUUUAUUACAUAGGGAGUGUAUCGGAAACACAUUGGCAAAAUCAUGAGUUUUCUUAUAAUAUGGCUUAUGGAGGUGGAGGUUUUGCUAUUAGUUUUCCAUUGGCAAAGGCUAUUGAGAAGAUGCAAGAUAAAUGUUUACAAAAGUAUCCACAUUUGUAUGGAUCAGAUGAUAGGAUUCAAGCUUGUAUGGCUGAACUUGGAGUUCCUCUCACUAAAGAAGUUGGAUUUCACCAGUUUGAUCUACAUGGUAGUGUUAUGGGCCUGCUCUCAGCCCAUCCAGUUGCACCACUGAUUUCACUUCAUCAUCUUGAUAAAAUCCAGCCCAUCAUCCCUAAACUAAGCCGAGUUGAAGCCCUGAGACGCCUCAACAAACCCAUAAAACUGGACUCAGCUGGGCUCAUGCAACAGUCCAUAUGUUAUGAUAGGCCCAGGAGAUGGACCAUUUCUGUCUCAUGGGGCUAUUUGGUCCAGAUAAAUAGGGGCAUCUUACCAGCCCGUGAAAUAGAAAGGCCCAUUACAACUUUCAAUGAUUGGUAUGGUACUGGUGAUGAAUAUUCCUUCACAUUCAACAUAAGGCCAUAUCAUAACAAUGGUUGCCAAAGACCAUUUUUCUACUUGUUGUCCAAUGCAUAUGCGACAACCAAUCACACCACAAGCGUCUACGUGUACGACGGGGCCCCCGGACGGAAGUGCAAGUGGAGUAUAGCUGAUCCAUCCGAGAUACGCCGCGUGGAAGUGUACAAGAAGCCUGAUCCAAAUUUAUGGGACAAGUCUCCAAGAAGAAAUUGUUGCAGAGUUUUGCCAACAAGCAAGAAUGACACUCUAUUAGUAGAUGUGGGUGAAUGCAAAGAUGGUGAAACCAUCUAAUUGUAGUGAAACAGACUAAAGAGGAUUCUUCACUCUCUUCCUAG
Molecule: messenger RNA, 1679 nt
Organism: Lycium barbarum (goji berry)
Lineage: Eukaryota; Viridiplantae; Streptophyta; Magnoliopsida; Solanales; Solanaceae
Exons: 3
Coding region: 127-1635 (502 amino acids)
Molecular function (GO): acetylglucosaminyltransferase activity
Source: RefSeq, a predicted model, not a curated record